Melozone crissalis (California towhee) is the source of this 4250-nucleotide messenger RNA. It is a transcript of the gene ARHGEF10L, whose product is annotated as Rho guanine nucleotide exchange factor 10 like. The coding region runs from base 61 to 3798 and encodes 1245 amino acids. Gene Ontology annotation, biological process: positive regulation of stress fiber assembly; actin cytoskeleton organization; SREBP signaling pathway. The record is from RefSeq and is a predicted model, not a curated record. The transcript is spliced from 27 exons. Lineage: Eukaryota; Metazoa; Chordata; Aves; Passeriformes; Passerellidae. Gene Ontology annotation, molecular function: protein binding; guanyl-nucleotide exchange factor activity. Gene Ontology annotation, cellular component: cytosol.
UGGCCUCGCCCCCCCCCGCCCGCAGUAGGAUCUCCCCCGGAUCCCCCCGGCCCUGCGGGGAUGGAGGAUCUGGGCCAGGCCUUCGACUUCGAGGACAGCGAGGAGGAGGAGGAGGAGGAAGGGGAGGACGAGGACUCGGAUUCGGGAGCUGAUCCCGGAGUCGAUCCCGGAGCUGAUCCCGGAGCCGAUCCCGGUGCUGAUGUCGCUCUCCAGGCGCCCCCGCGCCGGCGGCGCCCGCCCAGCUGCGAAGGGCUGGAGCCGGAGACCCAGGAAGGGAUCCCGGCACAGGUGAGCAAUGGCGAAGCCGGAGGAGAUUCCCAGAUCCGGACCCGCACCUGGAAGAGGGAGAGCAUCUGCAGAGGGGAGCGUUUCUCCUUCCCGGAGGUGGAGGACGAGGUCAUCUACGACGACGUUCCCUGCGAGGGCCUGGAUGUGGAUCAGGACGGCGCGGGGCUGAUCUACGCCGAGGUGCAGCGCGGGGAGGGGACGCGCCUGGGGCAGGACCUGGGCUGGAGCUCCAGCGAGUUCGAGAGCUACAGCGAGGGCGAGUCCGGAGAGGAAUCCCGGACGGAAUCCCGGCGGGACGCGGAGCCGGCCAAGCUCCGCACGGCGUUCCAGCCCAAGCUCUCUCCAGACCUCCAUAAACUCAAGGAAAAAUGCGCCAGGACUAAGCGGGAGCUCCUGGCUCUGAGAGUUGGGGGGAAGGAAAUGCAGGAGCUGAAGCACAAAUCCGAUUGGAAGGUGUCCCAGCUGAUGCGGGCGGCGCGCAGCGGCACCAAGGACGGGCUGGAGCGCACGCGCAUGGCGGUGCUGCGCAGGGUCACCUUCCUGCAGCGCCGCGACGGCGCCGGGGACUCGGAGGAGGAGGACACCGGCUUCCUGGAGGUCACCGUGUCCGACAUGAGGCACCCCCCGCCCGAGCUGGGCCCCGCGCCCGAGGGGCUGAGCCCGCAGCAGGUGCUCCGGCGGCACAUCCUGGGCUCCAUCGUGCAGAGCGAGCGCAGCUACGUGGACUCCCUGAAGCGCAUCCUGCAGGAUUACCGGAACCCGCUGCUGGAGAUGGAGCCCAAGGUGCUGAGCGCCCGCAAGUGCCAGCUGGUGUUCUUCCGGCUGAAGGAGAUCCUGCAGUGCCACUCCAUGUUCCAGAUCGCCCUGGCCUCGCGCGUGGCCGAGUGGGACUCCAACGAGAAGAUCGGCGACCUCUUCGUGGCCUCGUUCUCCAAGUCCAUGGUGCUGGACGUCUACAGCGACUACGUCAACAACUUCACCACGGCCAUGUCCCUGAUCAAGAAGGCCUGUCUGACCAAACCCGCCUUCCUGGACUUCCUCAAGAAGCGGCAGAUGGCCAGCGCUGAUCGUGUCACGCUCUACGGGCUGAUGGUGAAGCCCAUCCAGAGGUUCCCUCAGUUCAUCCUCCUCCUGCAGGACAUGCUGAAGAACACCCCGCGUGGCCACGCCGACCGCCUGUCCCUGCAGCUGGCCCUGACCGAGCUGGAGACGCUGGCCGAGAAGCUCAACGAGCAGAAGCGCUUGGCCGACCAGGUGGCCGAGAUGCAGCAGCUCAGCAAGAGCAUCAGCGACCGCAGCAGCUUCAACAAGCUGCUGAGCUCGGGGCAGCGGCAGCUGCUGCUGUGCGAGACGCUGACCGAGACGGUGUACGGGGACCGCGGGCAGCUGCUCAAGUCCAAGGAGAGGAAGGUGUUCCUGCUCAGCGACCUCCUGGUCUGCGCCAACGUCAACUUCAAAGGCCAGCUGGAAAUCAGCAGCCUGGUGCCCCUGGGCCCCAAGUACGUGCUGAAGUGGAGCACGGCCCUCCCGCAGGUGCAGGUGGUGGAGGUGGGCCAGGAGAGCGGCGCCGGGGACAAGGACAGCGCCGCCACAGCUGUGGCCAACGCCGGCCAACGCCGGCACGCGCCCGCCGGCCAGGCCGCCCACAACAAGGUCUACCUGGGCCCCCCGCGGCUCUUCCAGGAGCUGCAGGACCUGCAGAAGGACCUGGCGGUGGUGGAGCAGAUCACGCUGCUCGUCAGCACGCUGCACGGCACCUACCAGAACCUGAACAUGACGGUGGCGCAGGAUUGGUGCCUGGCCCUGCAGAGGAUGAUGAAGGUCAAGGAGGAAGAAAUCCACUCGGCCAACAAGUGCCGGCUGCGGCUGCUGCUGCCCGGGAAACCCGACAAGUCGGGGCGCCCCAUCAGUGUCAUGGUGGUGUUCAUCACCCCCAGCCCCCUGAGCAAGAUCUCCUGGGUGAACCGGCUGCACCUGGCCAAGAUCGGCCUGCGGGAUGAGAACCAGCCGGGCUGGCUCUGCCCCGACGAGGACAGGAAGAGCCGAGCGCCCUUCUGGUGCCCCAUCCUGUCCUGCCACAUUCCAGCCUUCUCCUCCAAAGCCUUGGAUCUGCAGCUCGGAGCUGCCGUCCACAAUCCCGUCCAUUCCUCGCUCCUGGGGUUCUCGGCCGUCAGCACCUCCCUGCCCCAGGGAUUCCUGUGGGUGGGAGGGGGGCAGGAGGGGGCGGGGGGGCAGGUGGAGAUCUUCUCCCUGAACCGCUCCGUGCCCCGAACCGUCAAAUCCUUCCCGGUGCCGGCCCCGGUGCUGUGCAUGGAAUUCAUCCCGGAGCCGCAUCCCGAGGAUCCCGCGGAGCAGGGAAUGGCCCCGGAGCCGACCCCCAACGCCCCCCACCCCGCAGUGUGCCUGGGGCUGCAGGACGGGAGCGUGCUGGUGUUCGGCGCGGUGGCGGCGGGGACGCCGGUGCUGCAGCGGUGCCGCGUGCCGGGCGCGGUGCCCGUGCUGUGCCUGCGGAACAGCCCCGCGUUCCUGCUGGCCGGGCUGCAGGACGGCGCCGUGGCCGCCUUCCCCCGCAACCACGAGGGUCUGUGGGACGCGGACUCGGUGCGGGUGCUGCAGGUGGGGCCGGGCCCCGUGCGGGCGCUGCUGGUGCUGGAGGAGUCGCUCUGGGCCAGCUCCCAGAACCUCGUCAGCGUCCUGGGGACACCUGAGCUGCAGAGCCAGCACUGUUUCGAGGCGCACCCCGACCCCGCGGCGGCGGUGACGCUGAUGGUGCGGGCGGGCAGCGGGGUGUGGAUGGCCUUUGCCGAGGGCUCCUCCAUCCGCCUGUUCCACACCGAGACCCAGGAGCACCUCCAGGAGAUCAACGUGGCCACCAGGACCACCCUGCUGCUGCCCGGGCAGAAGCUCGUGCGCGUCACCAGCCUGCUGCUGUGCCAGGGCUCGCUCUGGGUGGGGACGGAUCUGGGAAUCAUCGUCCUGCUGCCCGUGCCGCGCCUGGAGGGCAUCCCGAAAAUCACCGGGAAGGGGAUGGUGUCCCUGAACGGCCACGCUGGCCCCGUGCAGUUCCUGGCGCUGGCUCUGAGCACUUUGGCCCCCGACGCCCUCCGGGCCGAGCAGGACGAGCCCGACGAGGCCGAGGGGGAGAAAUCCCCGGAUCCCGAGGGGCUCCAGCCGCGGGAAAUGCGGAAAAAAGGGAUUUUGUUACAAUACCGGCUGCGCUCCACAUCCCACCUGCCCGGCCAGCUGCUCUCCGUGCGGGAAGCGGCACCAGGAACGCCGGGAACGCCGGGACACGCCGAGGAGGACGGAUCCAUCUACGAGCUGGCCGACGAUCCCGACGUGUGGGUGCGGAGCCGGCCGUGCUCCCGGGAUUCUUCCCGCAAGGAAAUCUCCUCCGUGGCCAUCGUCUCCGGAGGCCGCGGGUACCGGGAUUUCCGUGCGGAAUCCGCGCGCCGCUCCGGAGCUGCCGACAGCUCCCUGCUCAUCUGGCAGCUCCCGCUGGCACUCUGAGGCCGCCCGGAAUUCCCGAAUUUCCUACCUCAGGAGUCCCCCGAAUUCCCGGGAGCAGUGCUCGAGCCGCUGCGAGGAAAAAAACUGGGAAAAACGCGGGAUUCUCCAGCAGAUCCAGCGGAUCUGGAGUUGGGAGCGGCGGGGUUUUCCCGGUUUCCCUGCGUGUGUGUGUGUGUGUGUGGGUAAUCCCUAGAGAUAGAAAUCCCUGGAUUAUAAAUAGGAUGUAAAUUAUUACCUGUAAAAAGAAGGAAUCUGUAUAUAUUGGGAAUGCCGGGAAGGGAGGGAGCAGCUCCCGAAAAAGCGGCUCUGGCUGCAAUAUCCACUCCUGUUCCCGACUGGGAAUUUGCGGAUCUUCCGUACUGGAAUCCCCUGGAUUUGGGAGCCGAGCCCGCUCGGCUUCCGAGGAAAGGAAAACAGGGGGAGCGUGGAAAUAAAUCCCAUAGGAAUGGCUG